Tribolium madens (black flour beetle) is the source of this 688-nucleotide messenger RNA. RefSeq lists its product as uncharacterized. NCBI's taxonomy places the organism in Eukaryota, Metazoa, Arthropoda, Insecta, Coleoptera, Tenebrionidae. Bases 212 to 646 code for a protein of 144 amino acids. The record is from RefSeq and is a predicted model, not a curated record. The transcript has 4 exons.
AAUAUGAAAACGACUAUAGUGUGACCGAUUUUACACAAAUAUGUAGCGACAAAGCAACAAACCUGUCUCCAAAUGUAAAAAAAGUAGCCAUCAAUACGUUUUUCGUGUUAUCUUAUCAAUCAUAGCAUAUUGUCGGUAGUAUGUAGGCUUACAUAUAAAUAGAAACUCCAGAUUAUAUUUACUUAAACAGACAUCCUAUACACAUUCAAACAUGUCAGGUUUUGAGUGGGUCCAUUGUUCCGAUUUCAACAUCCCUCCCAAUGCCGUGAAAUGCGGCAAAGAUAUAGACGGAAGUGAUAUUUUUGCCGGUUUAAGUUACUAUCAGCGUGAUGAACUUCCUUGUAAAAUUGUUCCUAAAAGACGAGAAGCAUAUGUCAGUUAUGAUGGACGUGAAAUAAAAGUUAAUGAUUUCAAGAUUUUAUGCGAAAAAAAAAUGUGUUGGUUGCCGGCUCAAGAUGGACAAGUACCAGCAGGAGCAAUACCUGCCGGAAAAACUGCUUUUGGAGAAAUUUUGUACAUUGGUCGAGUAAAUACGGACGGUUUUACGAAAGUUGGAAAGGUACAAUUAUCUCAAAAGUGCCUUUAUGUUCCUUACGAUGAUAAGGAAAUGUCCUAUAAAACUUAUGAAGUUUUAGUCUUGCAUUGAAAUUUGAUGUAUGAAAUUAAUAAAUCAGUCUUGCCUUUAAAA